UUCUCUUCCCUUCCUUCCCGGGCUGGCGGCGGCUGCGGGUGGUGGACCUGCAGAGCGGCCGUCGCCCACACCUCGCUCUCUCCCGGGCCGGCGGAUCCUUUUGUCUCUCCGAGCGGCGAAGGUCGCAGAGCAGGCGCGGCGGCUGGCGGGCGCACAGACGCCCGCGUUCUUGGUCACCUCCCCAGCCUCGGCCACCGACGAACUUGGGCUCGAGAAGCCAGCGGACCGCAUCCAGCUCCGGAGCCGGGGCAUGGUCUAGCAGCCCAGUGAAGCCUGUGCAGCAUCCCCGAGCCGUUCUGAUCCCUGCUUGGCGUCAGCCUCCACUUGGCCCUAGUGACUCUGAGCACACCGAGGCUCCCUCUGAGGAUCUCUCUUCCCUGGCCACCAGGCGGCAUCUUCUCCAUCUGCUCCAGGUUUAGUCUCCACCGCCAGCCGCCAUGGGCAAGCAGAACAGCAAGCUGCGGCCUGAGGUACUGCAGGACCUGCGGGAACACACGGAGUUCACCGACCACGAGCUGCAGGAGUGGUACAAGGGCUUCCUCAAGGACUGCCCCACCGGCCACCUGACUGUGGAUGAAUUCAAGAAGAUCUACGCCAACUUCUUCCCCUAUGGAGAUGCCUCCAAGUUCGCCGAACAUGUCUUCCGCACCUUUGACACCAACAGCGAUGGCACCAUCGACUUCCGGGAGUUCAUCAUCGCACUGAGCGUGACCUCUCGGGGCAAGCUGGAACAGAAGCUCAAGUGGGCCUUCAGCAUGUACGACCUGGACGGCAAUGGCUACAUCAGCCGCAGCGAGAUGCUGGAGAUUGUGCAGGCCAUCUACAAGAUGGUGUCCUCCGUGAUGAAGAUGCCCGAGGACGAGUCCACGCCCGAGAAGCGAACAGACAAGAUCUUCAGGCAGAUGGACACAAACAAUGAUGGCAAACUGUCCCUGGAAGAAUUCAUCAAAGGUGCCAAGAGCGACCCAUCCAUUGUCCGGUUGCUGCAGUGUGACCCCAGCAGUGCGAGCCAGUUCUGAGGGGAGUGGGCUUUUGGACAGUUGUGAGAAACACGGUCUUGACCUGCCAUCUUCAGCUUUGCUUGCAAAAGUGGAUUCCUCCGUGAUCUCCCCUGCUCUCCCGGGACCUGGGUCCAGGCAGCACACGGCACCCACCUGGCCUGGCCGGCUACGGCUUCCCCCUCUAUCUGAUCCGUUCCGUGUCCCUCCCCGUCCAGUCCAGGCUGGUUCCUUCCAAGGGUUCAAGCAUUCUCGGCUGUAGGGUUCCUCUCUGCACACAGAGGGCCCAGAGGCCCUUAAGGAUACCAGACAGGAUUUUCAGUACCUUCCUGAGACCAGCUGAUUUAUUCUGUGAUCCCAGGUGACUUCUCGGGGAUGAAGAAGAUGGAGAGUAGACAGGCAAGCCCUUCCUGUGCAUGGAUCCACCUCCCUUGUUCAUUUUCUCUGACCAAAGCCGCUUGCACGUAUAUACCGUGGUCUCCUUACUUUUAAUAUAUGAGUUAUGUGUACGGUGAGAUGGACUACAACGUUUAGCCCCUGUAUUUAAUGCCUCUGACUGCCUUUGAAGCAUGGUCCCCUGUGGCCUGUGAUUCCCCCCACCCCCCAAGUCUGGCUGUGCUGUGGUAUUUAUGCAUUCAUGAUUUGCCUGAUUCCACAGGAGAUACAUGCAUGCCCAGGGCUGUGGACAUCUGCCCUCCGUCCUGCAAAUACAGGUGUUUCUGUGUGCUCCGUCCUUCUGUUGAUUGGUCUGGCAUAUUAAAAUGAUCAAAUAAA
Messenger RNA from Apodemus sylvaticus (European woodmouse), 1772 nucleotides. RefSeq names its product hippocalcin like 1 (gene Hpcal1). The transcript has 6 exons. Gene Ontology annotation, molecular function: calcium ion binding. Bases 438 to 1019 code for a protein of 193 amino acids. NCBI's taxonomy places the organism in Eukaryota, Metazoa, Chordata, Mammalia, Rodentia, Muridae. The record is from RefSeq and is a predicted model, not a curated record.